Ostreococcus lucimarinus CCE9901 is the source of this 522-nucleotide messenger RNA. RefSeq lists its product with no specific name. NCBI's taxonomy places the organism in Eukaryota, Viridiplantae, Chlorophyta, Mamiellophyceae, Mamiellales, Bathycoccaceae. Gene Ontology annotation, biological process: chromosome segregation. The coding region runs from base 1 to 522 and encodes 173 amino acids. The transcript has a single exon. Gene Ontology annotation, cellular component: Ndc80 complex. The record is from RefSeq and is a predicted model, not a curated record.
AUGGAGGCGGAACAGGCGCUCGAAGAGACGAACGCGGCGAGAGAACUGGCGGAAGGACUGCCCGAGCAGUUGGCGGCGCUGCGCGAACGCGUCGGGGAGGAACGGACGGCGAUCGAACACGCGAAAAAUAAAGCGACGGGAACGAGCGCGAUGGCAAAAUUGGACGCGCUGAGGGGGGCGAGCGCGAUGUACGCGGAACGAUUGGGAUUGAGAUUUGAAUACGGCGAGGCGGAGCGGUUGCGGUUGGUGUUUAAAUACGUCGACGCGCGCGCGCCGGAGCGAGAGUUUACGUUCGCGGUGCGAUUGCGCGGGACGGCGUACGAGGUGAUGGAGUGCGCGCCGAUGUUAGCGUCGAUCGACGCGUUGCUCGCGGAGUGUAACCGUUCGAAUGAUUUCGGGAAGUUUGUGCGGGACGCGCGCAAGGCGUUCGUCGAACUCGCGAACGGCGACGACGGCGUCGGCGCGCUCGCGAGUCCGCGCGCGUCCGCUGGGCGCGCGACGCGAAGCAACAGUCGUAGGUAA